Messenger RNA from Cyphellophora attinorum, 450 nucleotides. RefSeq names its product 40S ribosomal protein S17. Gene Ontology annotation, cellular component: ribosome. Gene Ontology annotation, molecular function: structural constituent of ribosome. The record is from RefSeq and is a predicted model, not a curated record. Lineage: Eukaryota; Fungi; Ascomycota; Eurotiomycetes; Chaetothyriales; Cyphellophoraceae. The transcript has 3 exons. Bases 1 to 450 code for a protein of 149 amino acids. Gene Ontology annotation, biological process: translation.
AUGGGUCGCGUUCGCACAAAGACCGUCAAGAAGUCCGCCAAAGUAAUCAUCGAGCGCUACUACCCCAAGCUCACUCUCGACUUCGAGACGAACAAGCGGAUAUGCGAUGAAAUCGCCAUCAUCGCCUCCAAGCGUCUUCGCAACAAGAUCGCCGGCUACACAACCCAUCUAAUGAAGCGCAUCCAACGCGGCCCCGUACGCGGCAUCUCCUUCAAACUCCAAGAAGAAGAGCGUGAGCGCAAAGAUCAAUACGUUCCCGAGAUCUCAGCCCUCGACUUCACCCAGAACUCCGAGAGCGGUCAGCUGGACGUCGACAGCGACACCAAGGAUCUGUUGAAGAGCAUGGGCUUCGACAGCAUUCCGGUCAAUGUUGUGGCGGUUGCACAGCAGGAGCAGCAGAACCAGCGCGGUGGACGACGGGUGUUUGGCACUGAUCGGAGAGGUGCUUAG